CAAAAAGCAAACACCGCUCCGAUUACGUGUGAUAAAGGUGAAACGGGAAAAAAAAAAACGAUACGAAGAUUAGAGGCUAGUGAAGGGGGCGAGGGUGAAUUGUAUGAAGCCAAAUAGAUUUAUGGAUGGAUUCGUGUUAGAAUUCUCAAAAGAUUUCAUACAAACGAAUCCAGAUCCUGCGUUCCGCCUUCACCCAGUCUCUUCCAUCACCUUCUUAUAACCACCGCUUGUAAACCGACACCACUCCAUCUUGGUCUCCUACUCUCUCGCUCUCUAAAAAUCCAAAAGCCUCGACGCUCCUCGAUAUUGUUCUGUUUCUCUCGCUAUCUACUGGAAGGUUGAGGGGAUUGGGGAUAUGAACUGGGGGAAAGAGGGGAAAGGGACGGAUCUGGUGCUCCUCCGCCGCCGCCGCCGCCGGAAGUAGGGAGAGGGAGGAGGCCAUGAAGGAAAGGAGGAGAAGGGAAGAGGCGGCGUGGAGGGGUCCAUCCCGGGCGCUGCCCCCGUCCAGCGCCUCCUUCUCGUUUGCCCUCUUCGUUUUCCUCCGCUUCGCCCUCUUCGCCGCCGUCGCCUUCUCCACCUUCCGCCUUUUUGGAGUCUCAUUCCGCCCGGUGCUGAUCUCCACGUGGCCGUCCCCCGCCAUGAACGCCGUCUCCGGCGAGCUCCCUCUUCCCCGGCGAGACCCCGCUGCCACCCUCCCUUCCCUCCAGAUCCAAGAAGCCAUCUCCUUCCCCGACCAAGUCCUCCUCUUCCUCAAAUCCCCCUCCUCGCUCCCCAUUUCCGACCUCCUCUGCCUCUACUACCCUUCCUCCCCCGCCGGCGGCGGCGGCCGCCCCGACCUCCGCCUCCCCCCAAUCUCUUCAUCCUCUCCCGAUCCCCUCCUCGUCCGCUGCCCCCUCGCCCCCGGCGGCUUCUCCAUCUCCCUCUCCACCUCCCUCGACCUCCCUCCCGUCCGCCCGCGCCCCUGGGACCACCUCGCCUACGCCGCCGUCUUCGAUCCCCGAGACAAUUCCACCAUUGUCUUCGCCAAAGGCCUCAACCUCCGCCCCGCCCGCCUCUCUGACCCCUCCCGCUAUGAGUGUAUCUUUGGGUGGAACUUCUUCAAGCCCAGGUACCUCCUCACCUCCGCCGCCCUCUCCGCCGCUCAGGAGAUAAUUCGCUGCAAGACCCCGCUCAGCGUCGUCCUCCGCCUCCGCCACCGCCGCCGAUCCAACCAUGACCCCCCAUUGGUCUCUGUCAAGUCCAAGGGCCGUGGCAGCAUCACCCUCCCCUCGGUCGCCCGCCCCGAUACCAUCUUGUCCCGCCGACGCCGGAGAAAGAAGGAGCUUUCUAUGUGUGUGUGCACAAUGGUCCGGAACCAAGCUCGAUUCCUCCGAGAAUGGAUCGUUUACCACUCACGAAUUGGGGUUCAGAGGUGGUUCAUCUAUGACAACAACAGCGAUGACGGCAUCGAGCAGGUGAUUGAAUCAAUGGCAUCCUCUUCGAAUUACAAUGUGACGCGCCACCCAUGGCCCUGGAUCAAGACACAGGAGGCAGGAUUCGCGCAUUGCGCACUCCGUGCCCGUGAUCAUUGUGAAUGGGUUGGAUUCAUCGAUGUUGAUGAAUUCUUGCACCUUCCGACCGAUGUCAUGCUGCAUGAUGUGCUCCGGAAUUACUCACGCAAGCCACGGGUCGGGGAGCUACGGACUGCUUGCCAUAGCUUUGGACCUUCAGGGAGGAAGACGAUACCGCAGGAGGGUGUAAUUGUGGGGUACACUUGCAGGAUGAACACCCCUGAGCGGCAUAAGUCAAUUGUUCGUCCGGAGGCACUGAAUCCUUCUUUGAUCAAUGUUGUGCAUCAUUUCCAUUUGAAAGAUGGGAUGAGGUAUGUGAACAUGGAUAGGGGAGUCAUGGUGAUCAACCACUACAAGUAUCAGGCAUGGGAGGUGUUCAAGGAGAAGUUCUACAGGAGGGUGGCGACCUAUGUCGCCGAUUGGCAGGAUGAGGAGAAUGUUGGUUCCAAGGACCGGGCACCUGGAUUGGGGACAAAGGCUGUGGAGCCUUCGGAUUGGCCGAGCCGGUUUUGCGAGGUUGAUGACACUGGGCUUAGGGAUUGGGUGUUGAGGGCUUUUGGUGAUCCCAACACUGGCGUUCUUCCAUGGUAGCCGGGAGAGGAGCUGUAUUUGGUUCGAUUCGAUUCAUCACAUCAGUGCAGAGAAUGUAGAAUUCGAAAAGAAACACGAGAGAGCAGAGGACUUGGGUAAAUUGUUGAAGAUUGAUUACUUUUAAUUCUUUUUCUUUUUCUUUUUGGUGUCAUUUAUGUUUCUCUUAUUUCACAACUUCUGUAACUAUAGAUGAGAGGCAAAUCAUUCUUUUGUAGAUAGAGACAUGAUACAGUCCCUUAUAACAUUGGAGUUGGAAGGGAUUGACUGAUGGAGGACUUGGGUUUUGUUAUUUCUUUUCACUAGUUUUGAUCAUAUCUUUUCUCUGUUUUUGUUA
Molecule: messenger RNA, 2475 nt
Organism: Elaeis guineensis (African oil palm)
Lineage: Eukaryota; Viridiplantae; Streptophyta; Magnoliopsida; Arecales; Arecaceae
Product: glycosyltransferase family 92 protein Os08g0121900
Cellular component (GO): cytoplasm
Molecular function (GO): glycosyltransferase activity
Source: RefSeq, a predicted model, not a curated record